Messenger RNA from Cyprinodon tularosa, 2806 nucleotides. It is a transcript of the gene aqp9b, whose product is annotated as aquaporin 9b. NCBI's taxonomy places the organism in Eukaryota, Metazoa, Chordata, Actinopteri, Cyprinodontiformes, Cyprinodontidae. Bases 56 to 658 code for a protein of 200 amino acids. Gene Ontology annotation, molecular function: urea transmembrane transporter activity; glycerol channel activity; water channel activity. The record is from RefSeq and is a predicted model, not a curated record. The transcript is spliced from 4 exons. Gene Ontology annotation, cellular component: basolateral plasma membrane; plasma membrane. Gene Ontology annotation, biological process: water transport; glycerol transmembrane transport.
CUUGUUUUUGCUUAAUUUUCCAGGAGCUCAUGUGAACCCUGCUGUCUCAAUAGCCAUGGUGAUUUUGGGGAAACUUCCUUUGAAGAAAUUCCCAGUGUAUGUGGUGGCACAGUUCCUUGGAGCAUUUGUUGGUUCCUGUGCAGUCUUUGGUUUAUAUUAUGAUGCUUUGAUGGACUACACUGGUGGAAAACUCGAAGUUACUGGUGAAAAUGCAACAGCCAACAUUUUUGCAUCUUACCCUGCGAAACAUCUCUCACUGCUAAAUGGGUUUGUAGACCAGGUCAUAGCAACUGGUGCUCUGAUUUUGUGCAUCCUGGCCAUCACUGACAGGAAAAACAUCGGCGCCCCAAAAGGCAUGGAACCACUCUGCAUUGGCUUGAUCAUAAUGGCCAUCGGAGUUUCUAUGGGUCUGAACUGCGGCUAUCCCAUAAACCCUGCACGAGACCUUGGCCCACGAUUCUUCACCGCUGUGGCUGGGUGGGGCACUGAUGUGUUCAGAGCCGGGGGCUGCUGGUGGUGGAUCCCUGUAGUAGGACCCAUGGUUGGUGGAGCUGUUGGUGCUGGGAUUUACUUCCUCCUCAUUGAUUUGCACCAACCGGAGCCUCAGAAACAGGAAAACAACGUUCGGGACAAAUAUGAAAGCAUUACUCUGACUUAAAGUAAAGAAUCUAAGCAAAAAUGCAUUAAGAUUCCAAAAAAAAAAAAAAAUUUAAAACAAUCCACUGGACUUUGUUUCCAAGUUUGAAGACGUUUCGCUUUCCAUCCAAAAAAAUUAAUUAAGAAAAUCUGAAAAGAUAUACCUUUUCAAUAAAGCCAUUUGAAUGAAUUCAUAUCCCAGUCAGUCCUGAUUUUCAAUGGAUUCUUCAAGUUGCUGCAGUAUUUUUGAUGACAAACAAUCAACACAGGAUUCAGUAUUAAAAUGUGACCAUUUAUUAUGGAAAUUUGUUUCUGUGCAUUUUUUAUUUAAUAACUUUCAAGGGUAGGAGAGACUUUACUUUUUUUACUUUGUAUUUUUCAUGCACAUUAAAGGUACUUGUUUGUUGCUUUAUUAGGUCUGAAAUAGUUCUGCUUUUAUUUUAAGUCUGCCGUAAAUACAAAUAGUAAUAACUAUUUUUCCAGAUAUUUUUGGGGGGGUUACUUCUUAAAACUAGGGUACAUUUCUCAUUUAGGAAAAUGUUUGGUGUUCAGUCAAAACUGUUUCACAGUGUUAAGAACAAUUACAGCUCAGGACAUUUAAGCCUUCGCUGGAUUAAAGGAUAAUUUUGGGCUAUUUUUGUUUGUCUACAUAUGUACAGAUGUAGCGGUUUAAAAGUUCCCCUUUAGGCCAAAAGACAGCCGAAUGGCCUCUGAUUUUUGCCAACUUCCCUCCAAAUUCCAGCCGCUGGAGUGGCUCCCCUCUUUCUGCUGCAAGUGUCAAUGUUUACUGUAAUUGCAGCCAUUUAUUGAAAUAUAGGGUAUUUCAGGGAUACAAUCUGGCUGCUAGGGGUAUUGCCUGACUGACAGCAUCAUCACAGGGGAUUUACCCUCACGGAUCUGCUGGGUACCAGCGAAGAACCUGCCAAGGAUGAGUCAAAGACCUAUCAUGGGGAAUUUUUUAACCGCUACUACUGUAAAAUCAAAAAUUAUAGCCUGGCCAACUGGACUGAUACGACGUAUACAUGGUGUGUCAGUCUGGUAAAGGGCUUAUAAAGCUUGAUUAGAGUGGCUGGACUAACAGGGUUAGCCCCAUCAUGUUAGAACCAUUCAGAUAACUACAGAUGUGAUUCAAAACCUACAAGGGACACAUUAGGUUUUUGUAAUUUCAUAGUCUGUAAAACAUAUCAAGCUGUCAAAGAAUUUCUCCAUUGAAUGAUUUUCUGCCAAUUGAACCUAAAUAAUCUGAGCAUAUAAGGUCUGCUUUACUUUUUGUUGCAUUUACUAUGUUGCGGCCGCCAGCUUUUUGUUAUGCUAGCAGACAUGCGCUGCUGCCUUAUGGGUAAUUCUGCCACUGAGAGUCAUGCAUCGUAAAGUCCAACCUCCCUUGCUGUGAUUGGUCCGGCCAAAUCCAGAAUGAAUGACGCUUUGUGUAAUUCAGUCUGGCUGGUCAGGCUACUAAAAUGUAACAAUAACAAAAGAAGCAAUACUGCGUGGAAGAGCAAAAAUGUGAAACAAUUAAUCCCAAUAAAUGUGUUUGUAAGUUUUGAAUUUAGUCUUGGGCGAAAGCUAAAAAAAAAGAAGAUGCUGUGACAAAAACUUUAAGUGAGCAUUUGUCUAUGUAUGAAUUCCUCAUUUAUGAGCUUUUACUGUAGGAUACUGAUUUUACAGCAGCCCCAGUGGUUGUUUUAUUAAACUUUCAGCAUUAAUCGGCAGCAUUUAUUCCUAGAGUUUGUUUUUAAAUUGUUUGUUAAUUGAUAAUAAGUACACCAGUGUAAAGAUGUUUUGAUUGUAGGAAUUAAAGUAAUACGUUUUUUCCUGAUCAAUAAGCAAAGGGAAAUCACAAAAUAUAUUAUUUGUCCCUUUUUUUGUAAGUUAAAGUACACAAAUAGAUAUGGACUAGAUUUCUUUUCUGUCUAUUUCUGUGGAUAUUAUGGAUUUACCUGACUUAAACAUUUAUAAUGUUGACAUUAUUUGCUAACUUUUUGCAUGGCUUAAAUUUUGUUUUAGAAAACUGAACUGGACUUAAUACCAGGUUCACUUUAUUGUCUAAAAAGCAUGGAUUAUAUAGUCUAGGAAAAACAGAUGCCAUUUGUUGUAAAACACAAGAAUUUGAAAUGUUAAACGUAUGUAUUGUAGAUCUGUGCAAAUAAAAGUUAUCUUUCCACUUCCA